AUGCCUGUGAUGAAGGGAUUAUUAGCGCCGCAGAACACGUUUCUGGACACUAUAGCCACACGGUUUGAUGGCACUCACAGCAACUUCAUCCUGGCUAAUGCACAGGUGUCGAAGGGCUUUCCCAUCGUCUACUGCUCCGAUGGCUUCUGCGAGCUUACGGGCUUCUCCCGAGCCGAGGUCAUGCAGAAGAGCUGUGCCUGUAAGUUCCUGUAUGGGCCAGAGACCAGUGAAGGCAUCAUCCUCAGCAUUGAUGACGCCCUGGAGGAGCGAAAGGAGUUUAAAGAUGAGAUCAUGUUCUACAAAAAGACAGCUGUGCUGUUCUGGUGCCUGCUGGACAUUGUGCCAAUUAAGAAUGAGAAGGGAGACGUGGUGCUCUUUCUGGCUUCAUUUAAGGACAUCACCGACACUAAAGCCAAAGCCAUCCAAGAGGAUAAGAAAGAAGAGCGACGGCGCGGCAGGGUGAAAACAGGCUCUCCAUUCAGCUCAACUCGUCUGCGGAGCAGCACAGUGCUCUACCACAUCUCUGGUCACCUCCACAGCAGAGAGAAGAGCAAGAUUAAACUCAACAAGAAUGUGUUUGGGGAUCUGCCUGCUCUGCCAGAGUACAAGGUAGCAGAUGCCAAGAAGUCCAAAUUCAUCCUUCUUCACUACAGCACGUUCAAAGCUGGUUGGGAUUGGCUGAUUCUACUUGCCACAUUUUACGUUGCUGUGACAGUGCCGUACAAUGUGUGCUUCAUUGGUGAUGAUGAUGACCUGACCCGCAGCACAACUGUCAGCGAUAUCGCAGUGGAGAUACUGUUCAUUAUAGACAUUGUUUUUAAUUUUCGCACAAGUUAUGUCAGCAAAUCGGGCCAGGUGAUCUUUGAUGCCCGACAGAUCUGCAUCCACUACCUGACCACGUGGUUCAUCAUCGACUUGGUGGCUGCGUUGCCCUUUGACCUGCUCUAUGCCUUCAAAGUCAGUGUGGUGUCAGUGGUCCACCUGUUAAAAACAGUACGUCUCCUCCGUUUGCUGCGGCUACUCCAGAAGAUGGACCGUUACUCCCAGCACAGCACAGUGGUCCUGACGCUGCUGAUGUCCAUGUUCGCCCUGCUGGCUCACUGGAUGGCCUGCAUCUGGUACAUUAUCGGGAAGAUGGAGAUGGAAGCCAACGCCUACAACUGGGAUAUCGGAUGGCUUCAUGAGCUGGGGAAGCGCCUGGAGUCGCCAUACUAUGCCAUAGGAGGUGUAAACGGGACAGGCAGUGGCCCUGGCAGUGGCCCCGCUAUCCGCAGCGUCUAUAUCGCCUCACUCUACUUCACCCUCAGCAGCCUGACCAGCGUGGGCUUUGGCAAUGUGUCCGCCAACACUGACAUCGAGAAGAUCUUCUCAAUUUGCGUCAUGCUAAUUGGAGCAUUGAUGCACGCUUUAGUCUUCGGUAAUGUGACGGCCAUUAUCCAGAGGAUGUACUCGCGCUGGUCCCAGUACCACACCAGAACCAAAGACCUCAAGGACUUUAUCCGUGUCCAUCACCUGCCGCAGAGCCUCAAGCAGCGAAUGUUGGAGUAUUUUCAGACAACCUGGUCGGUCAACAACGGCAUCGAUUGUAACGAGCUGCUAAAGGACUUCCCGGACGAGCUGCGAUCCGACAUCACCAUGCACCUUAACAAGGAGAUCCUGGAGCUAUCGCUGUUUGCCUCCGCCAGCCGCGGCUGCCUGCGCUCACUUUCGCUGCACAUCAAGACUUCCUUCUGCGCUCCGGGAGAGUACCUCCUCCGACAGGGUGACGCACUCCAGGCCAUCUUCUUUGUCUGCUCCGGGUCCAUGGAGGUGCUGAAAGACGGCAUGGUGCUGGCCAUCCUGGGAAAAGGCGACCUUAUCGGUGCGAACCUGUCCUUAGAUGACCGGGUGAUAAAAACUAACGCAGAUGUGAAAGCCCUGACCUACUGUGACCUGCAGUGUAUUAACCUGAGGGGGCUGUACGAGGUGUUGGACCUCUACCCCGAAUACUCGCACCACUUCGUCCAGGACAUCCAGCAGGACCUCACAUACAACUUGAGGGAGGGACAUGAGACACAUGUUAAGGCUCGACUCUCCACAACAGCUCUAGAUACUCAGUCUGGGGUGAGAAGGAACGGACGAGUGGUUCAGGGUUAUCCGCCCAUCAUAGAGGAUCAGGAGGAGCAUGAGGAAGAUGAGAAGGAGGAGGAAGAUGAGGCCAUGUCUGUGUCUCUUUCAUCGGAGCCAAACCGGGCAGUGAACCUCAGGGACACGGGUGGGAAGUCUCUGCUGAGCCGAUCCAACCAGAAGACAGCGGGACAGAGCUCCAAGAGGUCCCGGAGGAAGAUCCAGGAAAUUACUCUCACCACCUUAGACCCGUCCAACCUCAGUCCCAGGAUAGUGGACGGUACUGAAGACAGUGAGGGGACAGAGUGUUCCCUGGCUUUCCCCUUCUCUACCAGCCAAGGUUGUCAUGUCAGUGAAUCAAACAGUGCCUCAGCAUCUGCCACAGAUAUGCUGCAGAUCAGCACUGCAGAGUUAGCAGCUAAAGCAGAGGAGACGAGAGGGCAACUGCGACACCUCGACCAGCAGGUGAGCAACCUCGGGAGGGAAGUGGCCGACCUUGGACAAGUCAUGAAAAGAAUGGCCCAUCUCAUGGAGAGCCUCAUGUCAUCAGCGCCACAGCCUACAGUAGUCUGCCCUACGCACUACUCCCCAGCACACCUCACAUACCUGGCCCAUCCUGCCUCCCCACAGUCUUACCCUUCACCAUCCUCUUCUCAGACUGCCUCCGUCUGGACGGACACGCCCAUGUCAUUGCCCUCUUCUCCCCUCACUAUCCCUCAGCUUCAUGGUGCAAUAUGCCACACGGACUCCCUUGCACAUAGACCCCAGGACCUCCAGCUGGGCUACCCUGCUAACCCUGGUUCAACCCCAACUCGCAACUCAUCUUCCCCUCAACUACAGCCUGUAAUCGCAGAGCCUCACCUGCCUUCCUCACUGCUCAGCUCACCAGAGACUCCCGACUACAGAGACGAGAUUUCUGUCUCCAUCAGGUCAAGGGUACACAGUUCACCUCCGCAAGACGGGGGAGAUGGGGGCCCCCAUCAGAGCUCUGGGUGUUCUCCACAAAGUGGACUCGUGGGAACCUACCACAGCCCGACCAAGGGUUUGUAG
Plectropomus leopardus (leopard coralgrouper) is the source of this 3156-nucleotide messenger RNA. RefSeq names its product potassium voltage-gated channel, subfamily H (eag-related), member 8 (gene kcnh8). Gene Ontology annotation, biological process: potassium ion transmembrane transport; regulation of membrane potential. NCBI's taxonomy places the organism in Eukaryota, Metazoa, Chordata, Actinopteri, Perciformes, Serranidae. Gene Ontology annotation, molecular function: voltage-gated potassium channel activity. Gene Ontology annotation, cellular component: plasma membrane. The record is from RefSeq and is a predicted model, not a curated record.